CAACAGGCUGAUCCACACCUCAGACGCAGGUCUCGAUGCAGGACUUCACAUCACGACUCUCCAAGUCCCUUCAGUAAAGUUGAGCCCGGUCGGGCUGAAACAGGACGUAAGUCUGUUUUUCACCUCGAGGACGAGUUCACGAUGCAGCGGGACGUGUGACUGACUGCCCUCCCAGCUCAACGUUCACCUUCAAGAAAGAAGUGGACAAAUGAGAAGAAUCGUGUAGGAGCAAGGAGGACUAUGGCCAUCAUUGAUCUGAUAAUGAUGGGAAUGGAUCUUCGUCAUCCAAAGACGAUAUGAAGGAACAUCAGGUUGACUUGUAGCCUUGAAGACGUCAUGGUGUCCAAUGAGUCCAAUUUGUCGUGUAUAUCGUCACUGAAGGACGACGAGGGUCUGCUCUACAUCCAGCCGCACUACAAAGAGUCAUACCGUCUUGCCAUCUACGCUCUGCUGUGCGGCGGGAAAGCCGCAUAUGAGGACUUCCUGCAGGCCGAGCAGAUCAGCCAUUUCCUGUCGGAGGAGGAGAUCCUCUUCAUUUUGGAAAAUGCAGAGGUGCCCGUUGUGGAGGAUGACAUGGAGGGGAGGCGGGUGGGCGGAGUCGAGCCGAACCCGUCUACCUACUUUCCUGUGGAGUCGGACGAGGAGGUGCCGGACCUGGACCUGGGCUGGCCAGAGGUCACGCUGGACGACCUUGACACCAGCAUCAGCCUGCUGUUCCACCCCCCGAGACCCAACACGCCCACCAUCAAGGAGGUGGUGCGCAAGCAGAUCCAGGAGGCCAAGCAGGUUGUUGCUAUAGCAAUGGACGUCUUCACUGACGUUGACAUUUUCAAGGAGGUCAUUGGUGUCACACUGCGGGGGGUGGUGGUCUACAUCCUCCUGGACGAGGCCCAGUUUGGCAGCUUCCACGCCAUGUCACAGAGAGUGGGCGUCAACAUCCAGGACCUCAAGAACAUCCGGGUCCGCACAGUGCGAGGUCAGCAGUAUCACUGUCAGUCCGGAAUGAAAUUCCACGGCAGUUUGGAGCAGAGGUUCAUCCUGGUGGACUGUAGAACUGUUUUAUAUGGAACAUACAGCUACACAUGGUCCUUUGAGAAGAUCAACCUGAGCAUGGUCCUGGUGGUCACGGGUCAGCUCGUUUGCUCUUACGACGAGGAGUUUCGCCGGCUUUACGCUCGUUCCAGCAUUCCUGAGGCUCUCUACAAGGAGUACAAGUCGUCAAUGGAGUACCUGCUGGACGGCGUGGCCUUGCGCAGUCCAAAUUCCAGCCAGCUGUCCCUGCAUCAAAUUCACAUGAGAUCCAGAGGCAUGCACGGGCUGAGGAGUGCUCAGGAGGACCGCUUUGGGAAUGCUGUCGGGAUGGCCAGGGGCCUAAGCAUGCAGGACCACCUGCAUCAGUCCCAUUUUACAGACAUGGGCCACAUGGUGAGGGGACACAGUUUUGGUGCAGAGUUUCAGAGAUUAAACCCAGUGACCCGGCUGAAGAUGGGAACUAAAGACAUCGUAGUGCCCGUUACUCCUGACAGGCCCUCUUCUAGUAUGCUCGUUCCCAACAGGAUGUCUCACCAACACAUUAGACACCAGAGUCGCUACGGUCCAGACCACACGCUUAUCCCGUUUAACUCUGAGACGUCCCUUCACAGGUGGAAAAUGGACACGUACCUGAAUAGCAAUGUGAAUCUUGAUGCAUCAUGUGAUGUCCUGUCCCCAGUGACCUCGCCAUACAGCAGCCGUACAGGCCUGAAUGAGCACCAGCCCCACAUGAUUCACAGUAGGCCCAGGGACAUCAAGUCAAGGUUGGAAGAAAUCCGGCAAAAGAGACUCAGUUUACAGGAAUACAACAAUCUCAGGCAGAGCCAAGAGUCUCUGAGGUCUAUGUACCAAAGUCUGGAUCGACCCAAGUUCAAGUCCUCUUUAACACAGAAUGUGGAGGGUAUGAGCAGCCUGGAACAAACCAAUCAUAGAGAAUCUGGGCCCAGCAAGGAAGAUGACAGUCACUGCUCUAGGUCGUACUUUGACAUCCAGACAGCUCCAGAAAUAAAGACAACGACGGCAUACGACUGGCACGAGCCUCUUUCCAGGACCUCUUCAGCCACCCAUCUGGACGAGAAGCUCAAAGAACCAUCCCUCAAGUACCACAGUGGUCUCCAACGUCCCAGAACAAUGGAGUCUUUGAUUGAAAUUCCUGAGGAGAAGGAAGGUUCAAGUAAUCUUAUCAACAGUUAUGAUGGUGUUAGGCUCAACGACAGAAUAGAAGACGAGAAGAAGGUGAGCACACCUCAAGCAGAGGUAACCACAGGAAACAAUGACUCCUUGGCUAAGCAGUCUGGAUCUGCUACUGCUCAAGAAAAAAAUAAGUCACUUCGUAGCACGGCGGAAACAGCCCCACAGAUCUUAACUACGUCUGCCUCGGAAGUGAAAACUCAUCAGACAGAAAAGGAUGUGAUGCCUCAGAGGAAGAACUCCAUGAGGACGAAAAGCUCAGAAGAAAAGAAGGCCUCCAAAAAGGAGGAUAAGUCACUCCAAAGAAAGGCCUCCUUGAAGUCGCAGAAUUCUUCUGGGUGUCGAGCGUCCCCCACUGGAAAACCGUCCACUGCAGAGCACCAAGCAAGCCAGAACUCUAUCAACAGGUCAUCAGAGUCCGAGAAGCCAAAGUCCUCCUUCAACUUUUCGAGAUUAUCUUCUCACCGCUCCAGCAAACGGAAAACAAACCAAGCGGCCGAGCAGGAGCAAGGCUCACAAAACGAUCUGGAAGAGCAGGAAAUGACGGCCUACGAAAGCCGUAGGGAGAAGGCCUACAGUCGCUACGAGUACCUGCUGCGUUCUAGCGUGCCUCUGGACAAAGCAAAGAACGAUUCCUCUUAUCCAACAUAUGGCACAGCACAAGGUGGCGCCGAAAAAAAACUGGGAAGAUUCAUGCAGAGAGUUGGAAAUCUCAUAGGCAAGAAUAAGUAGAUGAUGCUGAUGCUAACCUUUAGUUAUACUGAAGAUCUGAAGGUUUGCUCAGAUGUUAUUCAACAUGUAUAUUUUCUACAGAUUAACCUCCUUAUUUACUGUAUAUGUGCUUUCUUAUCUGUACAAAGUAAAAAGAAAAUGAAGACUUCACACUGGCACAGCAGCAAAUACAAACUUUAACUUCACAUUUUUGCAUGGAGGGCCACUUCACCUUUAUUUUGAAAAUAUCACAAUAGCCAUAACAUCAGUUUUAAAAAGAAAUCCUAUUCAAGCAUCAUUCAAGUCUCAUGCUUUGUUUGACAGGUGAAAAUCAUUAGAUAAAAUACUCCAAGCACUUGUUCCUCUCGUCGUCCAAUUCCUGGGUCUCUAUCUCAAACUUUUUCAUGGCAAUGAAGUACUGGACAAAGGGCUCCCCAAGGGCACUGCGGAUGAUGUGGUCCUCGCCCAGUGCCUCCAGAGCAUCUUCCAGCUUCACAGGGAUGGCAAAGUCCUUCUGCUGAUUUGGUGCUUUGUGGAAACCGCUCUCCACGCUCAGGUUGCGUCUGAUCCCAUCCAGUCCGGCGGCGGCAGUAGCUGCCAGCACAACGUAAGGGUUGGCCAUGGCCGAGCCCAGCUUGUUAUCGAUGUGGGUCUCCCGCCCACCAUGGCUCUUGAUGUUGAAGGAGCUGCUAUUGUCGUUGCAGCCGCAGGUGGCAUAAAGCAUCCGCUUGGGGUCUUUGAUGGUCUUGGCGAUGUGGCUGCGGCAUCCCAGGCCCGGUGACAUCAAGCAGCUGAGGGCGGCCGAGUGCGUCAGGAGACCAGCCAGCCAUUUGCGGCCAAUGUCAGACAGGUCGCCUGCCUUCUCCCCACUUUGGAAGAGGCUGCGGCGGCCGUUAGCAUCCCACAAGCUGUGGGACAGCACGCCUGCAUUGUAGAGGCCAUCAUCGGUGAAGAAGCUAGCAAUGUAGCUGUGCUUGCGAGCCAUUUCCUUGAUGCCGGUGCGGAAGGUGAAGGCGCUGUCUGCGGCUGCGAUCCCAAACUCUGGCCGCAGGUUAAUCUCCAUCUGACCAGGCCCACUGGCCGAAGCCAUGCUGUCAAUGUCGGCACCCAUGCAGUACAUACUGUCCACCAACUGCUGGAAGAAAGGCAGGUCGUGGUUGCUCAGUAGGGUAGUGGCAGGAAACAGGAGUGUCUUGGGUCCAAUCCGGUCUGGCGCUCCCAGGACGCAGCACUCGUAGGUAAAGGAGGCGUGCAGGGAGAAGCCCAGGCUUUGGAGCUGGCCUAGAAGCUGCUUGGCGAUGAGGCGAGGCGAUGUGCGAAGGGGAUUUCCUGUCACCGUGCAGGGGUCGCAGAUGACCCUGGCAGUCUGUUCAGCCCAGGGUAGGAUCCUGAAUGUGGAAAGGUCAGGGAUCAGGAGGAUGUCGCUGCUGAAGUUGGCAGCAUUAGCAUGAUCCACUUCGUUACUCUUCGGACUCAGUGUAAGCUCCAAGUAGCUCCUUGGCAUCGCCACUCCAUACACGGCCUUUUCCUGGAAAAACACAUUGUUUCUAUCAAGUACCAUCUAUAUGGAUGGAUGUACUCUAUGAGGGACAUGGUAGUGUAGUGGUUGACAUAGAUUACAUUUGUGCAGCUGGCAUGGGAUCAAGUCCCACUCAGUGGCCUAUUCACAUUGCUCUCUGAGUGACAGGUCACCUGUGCCGAUGAACAAUGGAUACAUGAAUAAAUGAAUGGAUGAAGUGAUUACAUGGAAGAAGCGGACAGGCACAGUCUUGGAUCUGGACACUCCAUGUAGGUCUGUGGCCUCAAAGCGCACAAAGUUGAUGUUCUCUCUGGCGAUCUGUUGCUUGAUCUGCUCCAUGGUGGAGAUGAACCUUUGAUUCCCUGAGAUGUCUAUGGCCUCGUUUCCGUUUUCUGUGAACGAAGAGUUUGAAGAAAUUAAUAUGAACUAAACUGGUAGCUUAGUUUGUUCCAAAUCUAGUGUCUUGUCAUUUAUCAUCAACAGUGGACUAAAGGUAUCAGUGAUAAAUCUGUCAGCACUGACCUGAGUGAAGAGCUUUAGUCUCCCCACAGGAACCGCUGCUGUCGCAUUUGUGAGUCCGGAAUUCCGGCUGCCUUUUUGUGUUGGUCUCAGCCGUGAACGAGCUGGAUGAAUCCAUGGAGGGAGGCGGCUGAAUAGAAGUGCUCUCUGUGGAUGUGGGCCCCUUUCUGGAAGCAUCGGGUUGAGGUUUGAAGGUCCUGAAUGCUCUCUGUGGGUUAACGUCGUCCUGCUGCAUGCUAGGCCGAGCCCACCCGCCACGGCCACCACCGUGCGGGUAAGAGUUAAGGCCCCCCGGAGGGUUGUGUGCAGUACUGUCCCUCAGCAGGGUCUUCAGCUCCUCUACAGUCUGCCUGGCUAGUCCUGCCUCACCAUACCGACCCCUAUUUUGAGGGUUAGCUUCCUGUAUCCAGUCCUCCAGGUCUGGUUUGUCCAUCCCAUGGUCAUAAAAUGGCUCAGUGGACUUGGGACGUAGAGAUCCAACCGAGGCGACGGAGAGGUCUGGAGGUGGGAUGGAGCUACAGGGAGCUUGGAUGAUGUUGGGUCCUCGUCUGGUCACCCAAUCUACAGGAGGAAUGUAUUUUCCCGUCACCCUCACUCCCUUCCUGCUCUCCAUGCUCAUCCCUGUGCCAUCUAUUUGGUCUUUUCUCCUACACAGACCCUGGAAGACAUGACAUGACACAUGACCAUCACAAGAGGGCACAUGGAAAAUGUUAGCAAGAUGUUAGCUAAAUAAAAAGUCAGUUAAAGCAAGUUAAAAAGAGGAAAUGUUACCUCGGACUCUUCCGACUCAUUCAUUUGUGCUCUUUCAUCAACACUAUUUUGGACUUUGAUGGCCUUCAUGUGAGAUCCUCACUGGCACAUUAAUUUUUAUACACAAUUGCUACAAUGGUGACCCGCUACAAACUUCCAUUUGCUCCCUGCCUUUCCGGCACAACACAAUCCUCUACAUCCGGCUGUGAACUGACAUCUGCCAGCUGGCGCUGUCGUUCAAUCUGGAAAGUAUCAAAGCUUUGAGCUAAUUGGCUGAGGGCGCCGACCAUUCGGGGCCCUUUGUGUCACUGCAGAGCAAAAGUGCUGAGCCCAGCGACUGUUUGUCUUUCCAGAAAGUUGGGAUUCUGUAUGGAGACAACAGGAAAGCACCAGAAGCAUA
This is a messenger RNA of Dunckerocampus dactyliophorus (ringed pipefish), 6122 nucleotides long. Its product is annotated as protein FAM83B-like. The coding region runs from base 337 to 2955 and encodes 872 amino acids. Gene Ontology annotation, cellular component: membrane; cytoplasm. The record is from RefSeq and is a predicted model, not a curated record. The transcript is spliced from 6 exons. Lineage: Eukaryota; Metazoa; Chordata; Actinopteri; Syngnathiformes; Syngnathidae. Gene Ontology annotation, biological process: epidermal growth factor receptor signaling pathway.